UUGAAAUUAUCAGAUGUCAAAGUUAAUCAAAUAGGUUACGUGUAAAAACAUCUGUUUUUAAUUUAUUUACUAAUAUAAACGACUGAAUAUGGAUGAAAUUGAAUAUAAACUGAAAACCAACAAUAGUGUCUUAAUCGUUAAUGCUAUUGACAAAUUAAUUUCCACAAUAAAAUCAAAAUAUCAGCCGGCUGAAAGACAAAAGUUCGUGUUGGAGAACGAAGAACUUAAAUUUUUGAGAGAAAAAUGUUCUUCAGAGAACACUCUAGUCAGUCUUACUGCAUACCAGGGUCUACUAGCACUGGUAGAGUUUGGAGUAUUAGAAAUUGGGCACACUAUGUCCACUGUUAUAACCUUACUUCCAACUGCACAUAACUACUCAGCAACAAUAUCAACAAUGACUGGUUUGUUGAUACUGGAUUUACGAUCUCGUCUUAUUCCCGGUCAACCAUACAAAUGCCAGUUCUCAGUCAAAUCUCCGCAGCAUCCUCUAAUAUCUGUGCUGGAGAAAAACAAAGAUGCUGAAGAUGACGUUCUCGCUCAAAUGCAUGCUUUGUGCACACACCCUGAGUACAAGAUCUCAUCAAAUAGUUUAGAACUACUUCGCUCAGUGUUCUUCUGGCUGAUGUGUAAUCCGCAUCGACAGUGUGCAAGCAUCCGGCCUUGGCAGAUGUUGCUCAGCUUACCGCAGACAGCUGCCCAAUCCGCACUACUCCUUGACUGUGUCUCCUGUCAACAGAUAUGCAAUCCGGCGUUGUUAGAGCGCGCGUUCGCGGCGUACAGCGCUGUAGUGGAUGCCUUCAUCUACCAGCAGCGGAGAGACUAUGUGAUGGCGAUGCUGCCUCUCCUCGCCAGGAUCUCCAAUGAGAUGCUCAGACAUGGACGGGACCCUCGUGCGUGCUACAGCCUGAUAGAGAGGUGCUUCGCCCUGGAGGCGCCUGAGCUGCGAACAGUCGCUGGCUUCACUGUCCUACUGCUGGCUGACAACCUUACACACAGCUCUGCGUUGUACCUACAUGAACUAUUUAACUUGUGUUUAAAUAUAAUAAGUAAAUAUGACUACUCAUUGUUGAGUUUAAACGUAUUUACCGCGUUAUCCCUGCAGUGGCUCCAUCUGCCUUCGUAUUUAACAACAAAUGCAUUAAAAGUAGCGUCAAGUAUAGUUGAUAUAUAUAGAACUGGGAAAAAAGAAGACAGCGGUCUAUAUAUGCCUAAUUUAAAAGCAAACAAAAUAUUCCAAACAUUAUUAUAUACAGACGGACAUCUUUACAAAAUGUUCAAAGUUAUAGAAACGUGGGAACGAUUGAGAGAUGACCCUAAAAAAUUGAAAGAUUGGUUUGAAUCAUUAACAAAAUCAAAUGAUGAUUUAAAAUUAGAUAUCUUACCUUUCUUUGUUAGUUUGAUAUUUGAAAAGAGGAAAGAUUUUGAGGACUUUAUUGUGAAGGCAAUAAGGGUUGUAAUUGAACUGGUUGAUGUGAAAAAAGAAUUGUCAGUUACCGUACUGCCUAUUUUAAUGUAUGUGAUAGCAAAUGAUCCCCAGCCUAGUGUGAAACUGGAAUGCUUGAGGGGUCUACCUUUAAUGGCUAAAACAAAGGAAAAUGUGCCAACUAUCGUUAAUAUUUUAAAUAAAUUGAAAACAAACAAAGGUGUUCCUACUUCUGUUCUUAUAAUGCUAUAUACAAGUCUGGCUGAAACUCAGGUGCGUUGUUUCCCGUACCUACAAGAGUUGUUGGCGGAGGCGCGCGCGGGCAGGCCGGACGACCUCAAGUGGGAGGUCGACGUGGCCAAAGCGCUCGCCGUCAAACGCAUCUGUGAAUUGAGGCCAUCUAGCCACGGUCUAGAGCUAGUGUCGGUGAUUUCGUCGAUAUUAAACAAGUGCACCGACCGGAGCGGCGCGGCGGCCAGCUCGCUGUCGCUGGGCGCGCUGGCGGCGCUGUGGCGCGGCGCCGCGCUGGCCCCGCCCGGCACCUGGCGCGCGCUCGAGCCGCGCCUCGCUCGGGACUCCCGCACACAAGUACAGAUCAGCGGCGAGUACGAGCAGCUGAUGCGUGCGGCGGCGCGCUGGCUGUGGCGGCAGCUGGCGGAGGCGCAGCACCCUGAGCUGGCGGAGGCUGCUGGGGAUGCACUCGCUGCAUUUAAACUGGAAGACUUCACACUCGCCGACGUGCCGGAGAUAUUCAGAAGCACGGUGCGGCUGCCGGCCUCGUACUGCAAGACCCCGGCUGAUGCUGCGAGGAAACCCGAAGAGGUGCUUGAUUACAUACCAUGCGAGGUGUGGGGCGAGGUGUACCGCUGCGCGCGGGGCGGCGCGCGCGGCGCGGGGCGGCUGGCGGGCGCGCUGUGCGGCGCCGAGCUGCGCGCGUACCGCGGCGGGCUGUACAGCACGGAGGGCCGCGGGGAGCCGCGCUCCUACGCCCACCUGCAGCCGCACAGCGUGCUGCGGGGACUCAUGGACUGCUUUAGGAAACAGGUGACGUCACCCACGUUCGAGUACUCGGACGAGGUGCUGCUGGCGAUGCUGGAGACGCUGUCGCAGGAGUUCCCGAAGCCACUGCCGCCGCUGGAGCUGUGCUUCCUGCACGAGGCGCUGCACCGCGGGCGCGCCUGGCGCAGCCUGGGGCUGAAGCUGGCGGCGCGCCAGGCGCCCGUCUCGCCCUCGGCGCGCCGCCUGCUCGACAACUUCCUCGUGGGGCUGCAGCCCGGCCUCUGCGAUGAAGCCGAUGUAAUGUUAAUAUUCGAGUACUUACACAUACUAUGUCGUGGUAUGCCCCCCAACUCCCUCCGCGGGCCUCUAGAGCGUUGCUUAGGAGACUCCUUCUCCUCUCUACCUAAGGCAGUGGGAGAAGAGGAGCCCCUCUUCAUCCAGCAGCUGCGGUACAUCCAGCAGGCCCUCGCCUGCGACAGGAUACAUGACGCCAACAGAACUCUUCUAUCACAGAUUGUGGAGACUUAUUUUGAUGUCAUCCCCGAAGAUAGUGUGGCGUGGGAGGCGUACGUGUCGUGUUGCGUGCUGUUGUCCAGCAAGUACUUGGAGCGCAUGACGUCACCGAGCGGGUGGUGGGAGGUGUGCGCGGGGCGGCUGCGGCGCGCCUGCCGCGUGCGCGCCGCGCUGCCCGCCGCGCUGCCCGCCGCCCACUGCCGCGCGCCGCUGCACUGGCUCAACGAGCUUAUAGACGCGUGCGCACAACUCCCCUCGGUGCAGGAGUACUCCCUUCAGUGCAUGAGGCGGGCGCUGCAGGCCGCGCCGCACGCCGCCAGCCCCCGCGACUGGCUGCUGCAGCUGAUGGCGCGCACGCAGGUCGCCUUCAAGGAAACGGAGGAUGAAUCAGCGAAGCUGUACCUGUGCGAGGUGUUCAUGCUGAGCGUGUGUGUGCUGAGCGGCGUGUGGCGGCUGCCCGCCGCCGCGCCGCCUCCACUGCGCGCGCUGCUGCCCGCCGCGCUCGCCGCACUGCUGGCCAGGGAGCAAUGGAACAGCUGCACGCUGCAGGUGUUAGAGUGGCUGUGCCACACGCGCACCGCCACUAAGGAUGCGGCGACGGCGCGCAGCUGCCAGCGCGCACUGCUCGCACUCAGGCACACGGAGCAGUUCACCUCGCACAAUAUAUGGAUCAAAUUAGAGAGUCAGUUUGCUGUGUCGGAGGUCGGCAGUGCUGAUGAUUGAAAUGUGCCUAAUAUAUUGCUUUGUGCCUUAUACUAGUCUAUAUUAAAAAUGUAUAAUAACCACAAUUUUUUAUAUAUUAAUAUAAUAAAUGAAAAUGUACUGAUUGUUGAUUAAAUGAAAUAAGAUGUUCUCUGUGACUGUUAUGAUCUGAUUAAUAUUUUGUCUGUUUUAGG
Papilio polytes (common Mormon) is the source of this 3831-nucleotide messenger RNA. Its product is annotated as focadhesin. The record is from RefSeq and is a predicted model, not a curated record. The coding region runs from base 89 to 3658 and encodes 1189 amino acids. Lineage: Eukaryota; Metazoa; Arthropoda; Insecta; Lepidoptera; Papilionidae. Gene Ontology annotation, biological process: regulation of post-transcriptional gene silencing. The transcript is spliced from 19 exons.